AUGGCCCCAAGGCCGAUCCCCUACCGUGAUCUCCAAGCGUGGGUGAAUGGUGCUAACGAAAACGGCUUUGUCCUCGUCUCCUUUGGAGCUGGAGUGAAAUACCUGUCAGAAGACAUAGCAAAUAAGUUGGCCCAUGCUCUGGCAAGACUGCCUCAGAGAGUGAUUUGGAGGUUUUCAGGAAACAAACCAAGGAAUUUAGGCAACAAUACGAAGCUUAUAGAAUGGUUACCACAAAACGACCUUCUUGGUCACUCUAACAUUAAAGCUUUUCUUAGUCAUGGAGGUUUGAACAGCAUUUUUGAAACCAUGUACCAUGGGGUCCCAGUGGUGGGGAUUCCCCUUUUUGGAGACCAUUACGACACUAUGACUCGUGUACAGGCCAAAGGCAUGGGAAUAUUGCUGAACUGGAAGACCGUCACUGAGAGUGAAUUGUAUGAAGCCCUAGUGAAAGUUAUUAAUGACCCCAGCUACCGGCAGCGGGCCCAGAGGCUGUCUGAGAUUCACAAAGACCAACCUGGUCAUCCUGUUAACCGGACUGUGUACUGGAUUAAUUACAUCCUCCGUCACAACGGAGCCCAACAUCUACGUGCCGCUGUUUACAGCAUCUCUUUAUAUCAGUAUUUCUUACUGGAUAUUGCCUUUGUUGUACUAGUGGGUGCUGCCUUACUUUAUUAUAUUUUGGCCAGGAUAACAAAAUUUGUCCGCAAACAAAGCAAACACCUUUGGUCGAGUGACGAACAUAGCGCUGUUAACGGACAUUACCAGAACGGGAUACCAAAUGGCAAGUAUAGAAGAAACGGCCACAUUAAGCAUGAAAAAAAGGUGAAAUGAGCCAAUGGCCCCAUGUAAAGUAGUAAUGAAUCAGAUCAGUAAUCGAAUUUUAUCGCUGUAACUUAGUCUAACAACUACUUAAAACCUCAAUAAGCAGUUCUAACGCUCCCCUUCAGUAUGUAAUAUUAUGUGACAAAAUUCUACGGAACUAAGAAAAGUCUUUAAAAAAAAAAAAAGGCAAGCACAACCUAAAAUGGAAAAUAUUUUAUUCUUAAUACUGAUGCAGAGAGGUUAUUUUGGCACUGAAGUUUUUAGAAGCCUUAAUUCUCUAAAGUUAUACAAUGACCAUAUUUAUGAAUUUUCAGUUUUUAAAAGCUAAAUGUGUGUGUCCCAAAAGAGGAAAGGUUUCUUUUUAUUUGCAGAGGUUUUUUCUUUUAUUUUUUUAUUAUUUUAAUAUAUCCAUCUUUUAGCUGAGAGAACUUUAGUGCUAGCUCUGUUUCCUUUGUUGAAGGUUCAACAUGUGGUGUAAGAAUGCUGUUUAAAAAAAAAAUAUUUUUUCCCAGUCUUUGUGCAAGAAAUAGCAAGUUGUGGACUGAGAGGACAGACAUUAAAAAAAAAGAUCUUAAAGUGAGCAUUAAAGAUAAAUGGCGAAAAUAUGUACUCCUCUUACUGAUAAGCUGCAUGACUCUUCUGCUCACUGUAAGUACUCUGGAGAAAAGGGCGUUGAGCAAGUCUACAAUAAGUCUUAAUUUCUAAUUUUGACAAAAUUUUAUUUGUUGCCUUUCUCUGCAUAUAUAAUUUAUGCCAUGAAAAUAUUAGGGAGUUCUAUUUCAGUUUAAAAUGUGGCUGUGUGGGAAAUAGUUUUGCAUAAUUGAGAAAAAAAUAAAUGAAACCACCACCAAAAACAAAGAAAAUCUAGCCCUGUGCGUAAUGCAGAAGGUUUUGUAAUGGCCCAGAGCUGUGCAGAAUCAAACCACUAUAUGGGUUUGUUUAAAAAAAAAAAAAAAAAAAACAAAAAAACAAAAAAACAACAAAAUAAACAACAAAUGCCCCCCCUCCCCACCCCAAAGUUGAAUGUCUUUCCUAUUAAUUCUCAUUAUUAUUAAGUUCUUUCUAAAUCGCAAUGUUGUAGAUGUUCUCCUUCAAUGGUUGUAUCUGGAAAAAUAUUACCUUCUCUUAGCCUGGGCCACGCAAUCCAUGUUUUGCAUAGUUGCCAAUACAAGUUCUCCCAUGUGGGAUGGGAAGGCUGCUCACCGGGCGGGCGACCAGCCUUCCUUCCGAGGCCUGACGGGACGUGCCGGGCGAAGCCUGGCCACCCCCAGCGCAAGGUUUGUGGAGGUGGUGGUCUUUCCCCCCCCCUCCCCGCCUCCUUCCCCUGCUACUGGCCCCUCCCUGCAACAAUCUCUUUCAAUCAUUGUCGCCGACACGGGACGCUGGUGGUGGUGCGCACCGAGGGUGGGGAUGCGGGGCGCCGGGCGUGAAAUCAUAACUGUCCUGCGGAACCGGAGUUGGCAACUAUGAGUUUAUUUCCAUGUCAUUCUGUUUACUUGGAAUUUGCACUACACAUGUUGUGAGUGUAUGCUUUAUUUAUUUGUAGUUUGAAAUCCCAUGCCUGAAAGAGAAAGGAAAGGAAUCCAUUUACCUGGUGUUGUUCACUAACAUGGGAAGAGUUUGCGAUGAUUACAGGAUGCUGAGAUCAUCUUCAUACACAGUGAUGCAAUAUUUCACUACCAUUCCAUCAGGAGCCUCUAUCCUAUAGCAAUAAAUAACAGUACAGAUAUGUUUCUAAUACACAGUACAGCUACUUGUACUGCUUUCUGAAUACUUGAAGAAAAUGGUAUUAUAAAUAAGCCUAUUAGCUAUACCUUUUUACAAUCUUGCAGUUUGUGGCAACUAAAGGAGCACACAGAGGCAAUGAAUGGUGGGAUGGUAAUAAGACUUCGAGUGUAUGAAUGACUUGGUUUAAAUGGGGUUUUUUUUGGCAUUGAAGAAGGUACAAAAGCACU
This is a messenger RNA of Egretta garzetta (little egret), 2777 nucleotides long. RefSeq names its product 2-hydroxyacylsphingosine 1-beta-galactosyltransferase. The coding region runs from base 1 to 831 and encodes 276 amino acids. The transcript is spliced from 5 exons. NCBI's taxonomy places the organism in Eukaryota, Metazoa, Chordata, Aves, Pelecaniformes, Ardeidae. The record is from RefSeq and is a predicted model, not a curated record. Gene Ontology annotation, molecular function: UDP-glycosyltransferase activity.